AUGGGUAAAAACGCUUGCCGAAUAACGAAGUCAGCUCAACUCUUGCAGUUGGCAAAGGCGUUGGUUGAUUCUAGUUGCAGUAGGCGCAAUCAAUUUUCAUGGCACCCUACUGAAACCGUUGGUCGUAUCAGGUGCCCUCACGUUGGAAAAUCGAAGCGCACCGUCGGUGCUCCUGCGGAGUAUGGCCGGCUAAAUAUAAGCCAACAGGGAGCAACACACGCUUUAAGACCCCAUAUAUGUAUUUAUAAUGUGAGAGUAUCACACGAUGCCACAACGUUGUGCAGUGGCCGCCUGGAUAACGACCGCCCAUGCGAUGUCGAACGUUGCACACCUUUCGCGUCCAUGUAUAUAGGCGCGCCAUCGGGGCUGUAUUUUGUGAAGAGGAGAUUGCACCUGAGAAACGACAGGCUGCAAUUUGGUCACGUGACGACAUUCUUCCUGAAGCUGCUGUUCGGCCCCAACGUGAAUAAAGUUGUUUACAAUGAUGCGCCGGACCUCAGUUGCUACCUUAGGCAUAACUUUAAUGUUUGUGCCAGUAACAUUUUGGAUCUCAGCUACAUGCACAUAGCGCAAUCGAGAGGAUGUCAGACUGCAACCAGCAUCUCCAUGAUUCAGGAAAUGCUCGACUCAAAAGCGGCUCAAAUGCGCGCGAAGCAACGCUUAAAUCGCGUACCUCCCCAAUGUCCGCACCGGCUGGCGAAGUUGCAUUGUGGGUGGGCGGAUGUUUUGCUGGAGCACCUACUCGCCAAACACGGGCAUUCCGAAAAUUCAUGGAAACGGCGAAUAAACGAAACUACGCAGCAUCUUUCGUCUGAGCCUCGCAAACAGUUCUCCAUCAGGAAGGACAGCAGCACUGCGCGCCUUGGCGAGUUCACGCCGUCGGUAUUCAAGGGCCAUCUGGAGGAGACAAUUUCCCGCGUGCUUGGAAAGCGUAAAAUGAUGAUUAGAGUUGCAGACGACGAAGUUUUUACGGCACUGGUGAAGUCCAAAUCGUACGUGGAGAGAACCGCGCUGCUGACACUGAACGCGUUCGUCGCAGCGGGGGCGCACAGCGCCGCCAAGCAGCUGUAUGCGAUUGUAGAACCGGAGGCGUUCAACCAGCUGGACGACCUCGAAGUCGGAGACACGCUGCAGGUAGUGCCCAAGCAAAUUGAAAAGGGGAUAGUCUGUCUACAUUAUUACCACGACAAGGUUUGCUGCCACGCGACGCGGCUGCACGGCGAUGCGCUGAUGUACAACGUUAGGACGGGGAAGCUCGUCCCCAGGUUCACUCCUCAUCGUUGA
This is a messenger RNA of Babesia bigemina, 1284 nucleotides long. RefSeq lists its product as hypothetical. The coding region runs from base 1 to 1284 and encodes 427 amino acids. NCBI's taxonomy places the organism in Eukaryota, Apicomplexa, Aconoidasida, Piroplasmida, Babesiidae. The transcript has a single exon. The record is from RefSeq and is a predicted model, not a curated record.